Messenger RNA from Pseudo-nitzschia multistriata, 3514 nucleotides. Lineage: Eukaryota; Bacillariophyta; Bacillariophyceae; Bacillariales; Bacillariaceae. The record is from the annotation of a GenBank genome assembly.
UGACGAAACACCCUGAACCCAUCACAAAUCGCAAUCUCAAAAUCAAACGGUAUUUUUCCUCUCAAUACUGUAAUCGUCCUUUCUUCGUCCAAAUAUUAGAAGUUCCACAACGAUGUCAUCUCGUCUGAACAAGCAUGACACCGCAACUGGUUAAAUGUUAACCGAAAUUGAAUCCCAUUUUCCCUAGAAGUCGCGAAAAAGCAAACGAUAAAUUACAAUGACGACGACGAUACCUCGGUACGAGCUGUUGCAUCACGGCGCAGCGGCCAACUCCUCUCCGAAGGCGAUCGCCUGUCUACCAAACACUGGUGGCGAUAUCCUUCAAGGACGGGACGAGGAGUGUGGCGCUGGGUCAGAAGUAGGGACCACAGAAUUGAUUUAUGCGAGCCAUUUGAUGUUAAACGUGGCGAAACCCAUGAAGUUAUUUGUAGGUAAUGCGAAAGACAGUGGCGACGAAACAAAUGCGGUGAAGAAUCACGAAAAGAUAUGGAAUGUAGAACAAACACUUCGAACAAGCACCUCGCUGACUGCGGAAGAGGUCGAGACAGCUGCUGCAAACGUCUCAACAAGAACUGCCAAACGUGUCAUCACUUGCGUAGUACAAUUAAAGUGGCUAUCGCAUCAGGAYUCGSCCAAAAAUCGGAAUCRCGAUGAUGUAUUAGUCUGUGGAUUUUCCGACGGAAGUUUGACCUCUUGGUAUCGACCGUGUGGCAGUAAAGACUGGGAAGAAUACGUUCUUCUUUCGCAUAGCGAGGGAUCCAAGCACAAACACUUUUCGUCUGACGAAAAUUCGAAUAAAGACGAUGUUACUGMGAUGAAGGGAAGAUCGAUUACGGACAUUGAUGGAUAUGUAAUUUAUGGCAAUCACGACGACGAAGAAAAACAAACAUUGAAUCUCUCUAUAGUAACSUGCUCUUCGGGAGGUGCUCAAUACUUUCAAUUUUCGCUGCUAUUGAGCAUCAACGGCCGCAAUGAUGGAGCUAGUACUKGGAGACAACGAAAAGAGCCACAGUAUGCGGCGAUAAAGGAUACAAAAAAUGUAAUUGGAACUCCAUCGAACACUGUGAAGUUCCAUACAAUAGUUUCGAGUGAAGGAGAAAAAUCAACUCGAYAUACGAUUGAUGGAAAGCAGAACAUUCKUGGAAUAUUUUUGGUGGGGACAGCGGCCCCUCGACACAACAAAAUUCACGUUCUAGUCCUGCCUCCUACUGUACAGGAGAACGACAUUCCGGCUGCCCCGAAAUAUUCUGGAUCUCUAACAGGUCACGAAGACUGGAUUACCUGUUUYGAUUGGAAUACGAACUUUGAACUCACUUUUGUACACAAAGCUAAUGAUGGAGAGAGUGGUGCGAUUCCUACAGUAGACUGUUGUUAUCUCGCAAGUGGCAGCCAGGAUGCAAAGAUUCGGCUAUGGAAGUGGGUAACAACAACUUGCAAAGUGGAAGAUGAGAUCGCAUUUUCCGAMAGACAGAUURGAGAUUCACAGGCAUCAAUAAAAGAGCAAGGUAUUUCUAGCAUUGACGAAUCAGGAGACGGUGAUCGUAAUGUUGAUGUUGCCGAYGACGAUGAUGACGACGACGAGGAGGAAGUUAUCGAAGGAGAAGCGCGUUUGGAAAUCCAACACUACGGCUGUUCUGAAAAAAAUCUACUUAAAACUUCGGUAUAUCUCGAAGCACUACUSAUUGGACAUGAAGAAAUGGUUACAUCAGUAGCGUGGCAUCCUAAUCCAAAGGCUCUGUACGACGAAGAAAUGAUUUUGGUUUCGAGUAGUAUGGAUAGAUCUAUUUUUAUCUGGAGCGUCACUGAUGAUGGAGUCUGGACGCCCAUAUCUCGCGUCGGUAGUCCAUGUGGAAUCCUGGGAGGUCCAGUGGGAGCUUCACUUCUUGGCUAUCUUAACAUCCAAAUCGAGCCACAUUUUGGAAGAUGGAUCAUGGGUCAUGCCUACGGAGGGGCUCUCCAUUUUUUUUCAUGCGAACGAAACACCGAGGAUAGAAAUUUGAAUGUAGAAAGUAGUGAACAAAGUCAUAUGAGCAUCGAAGAACGAGCAGCUCUUGUCAAAUGGAAGGCUCAGCCUUGCAUCACAGGACAUUUUGACGAGGUUACUGAUCUGUGCUGGGAAGCCAUCAAAGGAGAAUAUCUUAUCACCGUAAGCAACGACGCUACUUGUCGUCAAUGGGCACCCAUKACUAAAUUKCUMGAUGCGUGGAUCGAAAUUUCAAGGCCCCAAGUUCAUGGGUAUACGCUUUCAGCUGUUACAUCUCUUUCUACUCCUGAUCACGAAUAUCAAUUGGUGACAGGUGCCGAUGAAAAGGAGUUACGGGCCUUCGACGGGACAAAWUCUUUUCUCCGCAUGCUUCGCUUAAUCUCGGAAGCRCGAGGUGAAACAAAUUGUGGUGSUACCAGAAAUGAYAUCUCUCGAGUCGAUCGUGCGUACAUGCCUUCACUGGGAUURAGUAACAAGGACUCAGCUGCUGAUGGUGCCGACGAGGAUACUGCAGGAGCAUCCACAWCGAGUACGUUACUCCCGAUAGAAAAAGACCUUGGUUCGACUUCUCUAUGGCCAGAGGUUCGCAAACUAUACGGGCAUAAUUCUGAGAUUGCAAGACURACGUCAACCCUUUCAGCGAGAACUUGCUUAUCUACUCAGUAUUCCACUUCUUAUUUCAAUCAAGUUUUGGUAGCUUCCACGACGAAGGCGAGAGAUGUUAAUACAGCAGCUAUUCGACUUUGGGAUAUUAAUGCGAAUAGAUGCCUACAGAAUUUACAGGGUGGGCAUCGAUCCACGGUUACUGCCUUGAGYUUUUCACCAGAUGGAACRUAUCUUGCAUCUUCGGGCAAAGAUCGUCGACUCUGUGUAUGGAAGCGACGCACGGACGAUAACACCUCUGCACAAAAUGAGUUGUUUUUCUUGGCAUCAGCUGUGAACUCUUCACACAAGAGAAUCGUAUGGAGUGUUCAUUUCUGCCCACACAACCCGACAACUCUUGCAUCUGGAUCCAGGGACGGGACGAUCAAACUUUGGAAGAUCACGGAAGGUGCAGGUCAAGGGGAUCAAAACACCACGGUAGUGGAGUAUUCAAAAUUUGURCCCAGCGUUGAUGUCGAUACUGGUCAUGCAUCGAAAGAUAAACCCGAAGCUGUAACAAGUCUUGCCUUUUCACCCUGCAAGUUCAAUAACCAAAAYAAUGGGGUCAUCGCUAUUGGUUUGGAGAAUGGAYUUAUUCAGCUUUGGUCUGUGCCAAUAAUUCCAAGCUUAGAUGGCAAUGUAGUAGAACGGCCAUCGACAUUAGCUCUCUUUGACGCCCACUUUUGCCACAUCGGAGCCAUWUGGAAGCUUGCAUGGAGACCCAGAAGAGAUGACGAGAUUGGUCCGUUUGUACUUGCUUCUUGCUCAUCGGAUAACGGUUGCCGUAUUUUUAGUGUUUGGCUUCACAACGAAUGAAGAAUUCGAUGAAAAGURCUCUGCUACCMCUGUCAUCGAUCAAAUAUCGAAUCAUAAAUUCAAACGCUAAUA